This is a messenger RNA of Acanthoscelides obtectus, 2071 nucleotides long. NCBI's taxonomy places the organism in Eukaryota, Metazoa, Arthropoda, Insecta, Coleoptera, Chrysomelidae. The record is from the annotation of a GenBank genome assembly.
UCCUUGAUGCAUCAGCUACUAUUUUGAAUUUGUGAAAUCUUGAAAAAACUGUACUAUACUGAUUACAUUAGAUGAAGCCGCCGCAUAACUAACAAUAUUUGAAUUUACCGCGUGAUGGUAAUUCAAAAUGAUGACUCUAUCGUUCGCUAGAUGGCCCUUAAAACAAUAUAUUUUGUGACUGACGGUGAGCUUCUCGAUGACUUGCCUAUGUUUUUUGUGAAAACUUAUCAUAAGAAAUAGCUUAAAAGUGAAUUACAUACCGGAAAAAGCCAUGUUAAAAUUAGAUGGCAUCGGCGAAGUCAUAGAUACCACAAAAACAGUCCAAAGGAUCAAAUAUUAUGUCCAGCCUCAGAAUUCCAGCAAAACUGACGUGAUUCCCAUAGCUCAGCCUUUAUUUACAAGAGUGUUGUCUUCUGUGUCUUUAAACCAUUUAGGAAAGCAACUACUUGAAGCUGCUGCUAAUGGGAAAGUGGAAACACUGAAAAAUCUUUUUAAAAGGGGUGCUCCAUUUACAGCUGAUUGGCUUGGUACAAGUCCAUUGCAUUUAGCUGCCCAAAAUAAUCACUUGGAAGUAGUAGAAGUUCUUCUAAAUGCUGGGAUUUCCAGAGAUGCUCGCACCAAAGUUGACAGGACACCAUUACACAUGGCAGCUUAUGAAGGGCAUUUGCAGAUUGUUGAUAUACUGGUUAAAUAUGGGUCUGACAUAGACUGUAAGGACUUGCUGGGCAUGACCCCACUGCACUGGGCAGUCCAAAACAGUCACAUAGACAUUGUAGAAUACCUCUUAACUAAUGGCGCCGAUGCGAAUGAACCUAACAAGUUUGGUCUGACUCCUCACAUGAUCGCUCAACAAACUCAAAGACCUGACAUAGAACGAUUACUUGAUCUGGCGGAGGCUGCUGAUGCGUCCAGUGCAGAGGCGGCACAGAACCUGCUGAUCCAGUUGGAAGCAGUGCCUAGUGGAGAGGAGGCAGUACCAGUAGGUGUGGAGAUGCAACAGCAGAUGCCGGAGGGUGGGGAUGAUGAGAAUAUGGAGCUGGAGGAUGAUGUUAGGGAGUCGAUUAUUAUACCAUUAGGGGCUGACAUGUUGGAGCAACUACAAUCUGACACUGUUGUUAUGGAUGACACUCAAAAUAAUGAUACUGGCCAAAUAUAUGAUGAAAUAAUAAAUCUGGAUUCAGACAGUGACAGUCAGCAUUUCACCAAUGAAACUACCUCCGACCAAACAUUUCAAGAACAAGACACUCAACAAUCUGAAAAAGAAGAGCAACAACAACAAUAUCAGCAAACAGAUAAUCAACAAACAAAUGCAAGUUAUGAAGAUCACAGUGAACUUACCGUGCCAUUGAGCCUUCUUCAAGAUGGCAUCCUUUUGCAGAAUGAAAGUGAGGAGAAUAAUGUGUUAAAUGCUGCUAUAGAUAAUGGGCAUUCUGUCGUUCUAACAGAAGCGGGAAAGGAGAUAUUAAACUGUUUCAAACAAACCGAACAACAACAACAAUCCUCUCUGCACAUGGAGAAGAAAAUCGUUGCAGUGACGCCAGAAGAGUUUUUGGCCAUGGCGAAUGGGACGUUGAGCAAGAACGUGAUAAGGGUUAAGACGAUCCCCGCGAAAGGGCAGGUCAAGAGGAUAGUCAUGAAGAAAACUAAAACUGGAACGCCGAUCAGUAUUGCAAAUGGAAUUAAGAAGAUUGUGAAUAAUCAAAAGACGACUAUCAGCGAGAUAGACAAUAUAAAGAACCAGCUGGUAAGGGCCAGAAAAACUAUAGAAGAGUACAAAAUUAAGCUGAAAAAGAAGGAACAGGAGGCUGAACAUUACAAGAUGCAGUUACAGUUGCUCAUGGAUCCGAAUUCUUGAAUUUCAGGAUGAAAAAAUGAUGGGUUCAGAACCGGCUCAGCCAAUGGCUCAGGUUGAGACUGAGGAUGAUUGUUUGUACAGUACUGUUGUUACUUUGUUGUGAUGUUUUAUAUGAGAAAUAUUUUUGUACGAGAAAAAUGAUAGAUAAUAAAAUGUUUAUACAGUACUGGGCAAGAAUGAAUUAAAUCCUCAAAAAAUAACAAGUUUGUAUUUGGC